Molecule: messenger RNA, 741 nt
Organism: Anastrepha obliqua
Lineage: Eukaryota; Metazoa; Arthropoda; Insecta; Diptera; Tephritidae
Exons: 2
Coding region: 4-741 (245 amino acids)
Molecular function (GO): catalytic activity
Source: RefSeq, a predicted model, not a curated record
UAGAUGCUGAAAGUCCUUCAGAUAAACCUCCACAAAAGUAAAAACGCCUCAGCCGAGCUCCUGCUCAACAUAGAGGGAGUCGGCUACGAUGUGGCUCUAGUCCAGGAACCAUGGAUAGCGUCGGGCAACAUAGUCUCCGGUCUAAAGUCACAAAACUACAACACAUACAUCCCGAUUGUAAAAAAUAAGGUAAGAACAGCGAUGUUGGUCAAAAAAAGUAUAUGUUCUUAUAUUGAUCAUAAUCUCUCUUCAGACGAUCUGACAGUGGUGGCGCUGGAGGGCUGCAAGGAUGAGACGCUACUCUUUGGGUCCUGCUAUAUGCCACAUGAUGAGGAAGCACCACAAGCGGAACUUCGGAAGCUGGUAGAAACAGCUGCCAGAAAGAAGCAUGCUCUGGUGGUAGGAACGGACGCAAACGCACAUCACACGGUCUGGGGAAGUGCAGACAUAAACGACCGAGGUGAGUCACUAUUUACCUAUAUUCUUCAAAGUAGUCUAGAAAUAGCUAAUAGAGGUGAGGAACCAACAUAUGUGGGACCAACCUCGAAGAAUGUACUCGAUUUAACACUCUACACAAGCAGGCAUGUUAUGGUUCAGGAAUGGGAAGUAUUGAGUAGGCCCUCAUUAUUCACUUUCUUUCUUGGCCCUAUAUUUAUAACUGAGCUUGUACUCGAAAAGGUCGAUCUCUGCUUUUAUUUUUCUAUGUCCCUGUUCACCCAGAAGCAUAUCAAAUUCUUCUAA